Messenger RNA from Phyllotreta striolata, 3735 nucleotides. Lineage: Eukaryota; Metazoa; Arthropoda; Insecta; Coleoptera; Chrysomelidae. The record is from the annotation of a GenBank genome assembly.
AUGGGGAAAAGUAAAAAAUACUCGUUAAAUGGAGAAUUCAUCAAGGCUGAAGAGCCACCAGCACCAGAAAAAAAGUCAAUUUCAUUUCUUCAAAUGUUCAAAUAUGCAACUAAAUUUGACAGGUUACUAAUUAUCCUAGGAGUUUUUUGCUCGUUAGCCGCUGGUAUUUUACAACCGUUCAAUACAGUUCUUUUCGGUGGUUUAACUGGCGAAGCCAUCAAGUAUGGUCAAUCCAUAUUGAAUAAAUCCUUGCAACCGAAUGAACUACACAAAGUCCAAGAUGAAUUUUUGGAUGGAGUGCGAUAUUUCGCUUUGAUGGAUACGAUACUCGGAAUAGCCAUGUUGAUACUCAGCUACGUUUCAACUGUUGCCUUUAAUUUUACAGCUGCCAAACAAUCAUUCAAAAUAAGAUCAAGUUAUCUAAAAUCCAUACUUAAUCAGGACAUAUCUUGGUAUGAUCAAAACCGAACAGGAGAUUUCGCUAGUAAAAUAUCAGAAGAUUUGUAUAAAUUUGAAGAUGGUAUUGGCGAGAAAGUACCUAUUUGCAUUCAAUCCGUCUUUUUUCUUUUAUCUGCUGUGGUUAUAGCACUUGUGAAAGGAUGGGAACUGGCUCUUAUAUCAUUAAUAUCAAUUCCAAUUACAGUAGUAUGCUUCACGAUAAUAAAUUUAUUAACAGUGAGACUGGCUAAAAACGAGGUAGAAGCUUACGGAGUCUCUGGGUCCAUAGCAGAAGAAGUUUUCUCGUUGAUAAGAACUGUAACGGCUUUUAACGGGCAGCAAAAAGAAAUUGAACGAUACAAGAAAAAUUUAAUCGUAGCGAAGGAAAAUAACAUAAGAAGAUCGCUUCUUAACGGUAUAGGAUUCGGAUUGUUAUAUUUGUUGCUCUACAGCAGCUACGGACUCGCCUUCUGGUAUGGAGUGAAUUUGGUUCUUAAGGAAAGAGACGAGGCCAAUCCAACUUACACACCAGGAAAUAUGGUGACGGUAUUUUUCAGUAUAAUGUCGGCAUCUAUUAGUUUUGGUGCAGUGUCACCGUUUUUGGAAGUUUUCGCCAUAUCUAAAGCAGCAGCCUUUAAAAUCUUUAGCGUGAUCGACAACAAACCCACUAUAAAUUUGUCCAAAGGAAACGGAAAAAAACUAGAAGGUUUUAAAGGAAACAUAGAGUUUAAAAAUGUUAAAUUCAAUUACCCUUCUAGAGACGUGCCUGUUCUCCAAGGCAUAAAUUUUAAAAUAAAUCCCGGUGAGACAGUUGCACUAGUAGGAAGCUCGGGAUGUGGAAAAUCCACCGCCAUUCAACUGAUUCAACGUUUCUAUGACGCUUCGUCCGGCGAAAUCCUUAUCGAUGGAGUCAGAAUUAACGAACUGGACUUAACAUGGUAUAGAAACCGCAUCGGCGUCGUAAGCCAAGAACCCGUACUUUUCGGAACCACUAUUAUGGAGAAUAUUAAAUACGGAUGCGAUGGAGUUACAGAUGAAAACGUUAUUGAAGCAGCUAAGAAAGCUAACGCUCAUAACUUUAUUAAGGGUUUACCGAAAGGCUAUAACACGCUAGUUGGAGAACGUGGAACACAAUUGUCAGGAGGUCAGAAGCAAAGAAUUGCCAUAGCACGAGCUUUAGUUCGGCAACCAACUGUGCUUUUAUUAGAUGAAGCUACUUCUGCUUUGGACAACACAAGCGAAGCUAAAGUACAAGCAGCAUUAGAUUCGGCCAGCGUGGAAUGUACUACCGUUAUUGUUGCUCAUCGCUUAUCAACAAUACGAGGAGCUGACAAAAUAUUUGUAUUGUCACAAGGGGUAGUAGUAGAAGAAGGAACCCACGACGAAUUGAUGAAACUAAAUGGAGAAUAUCACAAACUAGUAACAACACAAGUAACAGACAACGAAAAAUCAGAGGCUGGCAAAAAAAUUAGCAUCAGCAGUGAUAAAGAUGUUUCUGAAAAUACCGAAGACCUGAACGAUGGAAUUGAAGAAAUCGAUGAUUUCAAAACGAACAGCAACACAUCUUUAUUCGAAAUAAUGAAACUGAAUAGCCCCGAAUGGCUAUACAUACUAAUAGCUAGCAUAGGGUCUACCGUAGUGGGUUUCGGUUUACCAGCGUUCGCCGUGAUAUUCGGUAGUAUCUUGGGAACUCUAUCAGACGCUGACAAUAGCUAUGUCAGAUCUCAAACCGAUUACUACUGUCUCUGUUUCGUAGCGGCCGGCGCUGUUUGUAUGGUCUCCGUGUUUUUGCAGAACUAUCUCCUAGGAAUAGCCGGCGAGAAAAUGACGGAAAGAAUUCGUACGCAAUUGUUCACGGCGAUGGUUUCCCAAGAAAUGAGUUUCUUCGACAAAAAGUCUAAUGGAGUCGGUGCACUCUGCGCUAAACUUUCAAGCGAUGCGGCAAGCAUACAAGGGGCUACAGGACAACGUGUUGGCACGAUAUUACAAUCAUUAGCAACGCUGGGAUUAGCAAUAGGUUUAUCGAUAUACUAUCAGUGGAAACUAGGAUUAGUAACAGCAGCUUUUGUACCACUAAUUAUAUUUGCAAUAUUUGUCGAAAGAAGAAAUACGUCAGGUCAAAACGAUAUAAGAGAUAAGUCUCUGCAAAAUUCUACAAAGUUAGCUGUUGAAGCUAUAGGAAACAUUAGAACAGUAGCGGGAUUAGUAUUAGAAGAUAAAAUCGCAGAAAAGUACAUUAAUGAACUUUUACCUCAUUACAAAUUAUCUUCAAAAAUCAUCCAUUGGCGUGGAAUAGUUUAUGGCCUUUCGAAGGGGUUAAUAUUUUUUGCUUACGCUACCACCAUGUACUAUGGCGGCUUUUUCGUUCGAGAUGGCUUAAAAUACGAUAAAAUCUUCAAGAUAGCUCAAGCGCAAAUGAUGGGAGUUGUAUCUAUAGCAAAUGCCCUAGCAUUCUCGCCUAAUUUGACAAGAGGUAUAAAUUCGGCGAAAAAAAUUAAAAGUUUCCUAUCCAGAUUACCAUCAAUUCGCGACGUUCCCAAUUCGAUUGUUAUAAAAGAGUUUAGCGGGAAUGUUUGUUAUAAAAACAUAGAAUUCUCUUACCCGUCCAGACCAAACACAAAAAUCCUCAACGAUUUAAAUAUAAACGUACUUAGUGGGAAAACAAUAGCGCUUGUGGGAGAAAGCGGAUGCGGCAAGUCAACUAUCGUUCAAUUGAUAGAACGAUUUUACGAUCCCAGUUACGGUGAAGUGCAGCUGGAUGAUCAGAAUAUCAAAAAUAUCAGAUUGAAUUCGCUGAGAUCUCACUUGGGCAUUGUAUCUCAAGAGCCUAAUCUGUUUAAUAAAACCAUCGCGGAAAACAUAGCUUACGGCGAUAACUCUCGAAUUGUGCCUACAGAUGAAAUUAUUCGAGCUGCGAAAAAUGCUAAUAUACAUAAUUUCAUAGCAGGUCUGCCGGAGGGAUACGAAACUAAACUAGGAGAAAAGGCAAUACAACUCUCAGGAGGUCAGAAACAAAGAAUAGCUAUAGCUAGAGCAUUGAUCAGCAAUCCCAAAGUUUUACUACUAGACGAAGCAACAUCAGCGCUGGAUACUGAGAGCGAAAAGGUAGUACAAGAAGCGUUAGAUCAGGCUAAAGAAGGUCGUACUUGUAUUAUGAUAGCUCACAGAUUGACAACGAUCCAAGAUGCUGAUGUAAUUUAUGUGAUUAAAGCUGGAAGCGUUGUUGAAUCGGGAACGCAUAAGGAAUUAUUAGAAAAAAUAGGAAUAUAUUAUAAGUUAUAUACCCAAAAAACAUAA